This is a messenger RNA of Osmerus eperlanus (European smelt), 2200 nucleotides long. RefSeq names its product trophoblast glycoprotein b (gene tpbg). Gene Ontology annotation, molecular function: protein binding. The transcript has 2 exons. The record is from RefSeq and is a predicted model, not a curated record. The coding region runs from base 399 to 1550 and encodes 383 amino acids. Gene Ontology annotation, cellular component: plasma membrane. Gene Ontology annotation, biological process: negative regulation of canonical Wnt signaling pathway. Lineage: Eukaryota; Metazoa; Chordata; Actinopteri; Osmeriformes; Osmeridae.
UACGUUUCACAGCACCCGUUACACUGAAUAAUGGCAUAUCCCUCCUCCUGUGGUUUGCGCCGUGGCAAGGAGUAGAAUAUCAUUCCUUUCUCACACAUGAUAAGAUCAUCAGAAGCGGAGAAGUGUAUGGGCGCAUGUUACAGGGGGAUACCUCAUGGAGCUGAAGGACAUGUAGGCCCGGAAGAAAACGAUUUGGACACGAAUUGAUUGGACUAUCGCCAACAACAAGUCGGGAGUGGAGCUAUUUUUUAAGGAAUCACAGUCCUGGAAACAUUGAAAAGUUACUCUUUAUGCCCGUUGAGUAGCCCGGAACGUGAUCGCUGUAUAAUCUUAGGGGAAAUACAACAUUUAGACUCUUGCAGUGAUCCUUUAACAUCGCCGAAUAUAAGGAGCAAGAGAUGAAAAUGCGCGUGGAGAGCUCGUUGUUUUCUUGUAAAGGUAAAGAAAAUCGUGGCAGGACGAAUAAGUUUACUCUCACACAUUUAUUGUUUUUCUUUGCUGCUUUCGUGUCGGGCGCUGCUUGUCCAGACAAAUGCGUAUGCUCCAUAACGACUGUAAAAUGCGUAAACCAGGACUUACACGCGGUUCCUCAACCAUUGCCAACCAACACAAAAACUCUAUUUAUUACUGGAAACAACAUAACGCGCAUCUCCGCGGCGUCCUUCCCGACUCGCCUGGAUCAGUUAACAGACCUGUUUCUCACUGGAAACCAGCUGGAGUCGCUGGACUCGAAGGUAUUUAGCAACUUGCCAAAGCUCAGGCUCCUGGAUCUAAGCAACAACCGGAUCCAGAGCUUCGACGCCUCAGCAUUCCCUGCAAAUAAUACGGUCCAAGAGCUUGUUCUUAGCCGAGGUUUCUUUAACCUGACCUACACAGAGGACCUUAUCAGCCUGCUGCAGAGCGGAGCUCUCCCAAAGCUGACCCGUUUGGACCUGUCCAACAAUGAGUUGCUGGUGUUAACAGAUGGUACGCUCUCCCGCCUCCCCAGCCUGGUUAACCUAGCCCUCCAGAACAGCUCCAUCAUCUCGAUCCAGGACGGGGCUCUGAGGGCCCCCCCACUAUUAGAGCUGGACCUUCGGGACAACGCCCUGCGGAAGCUUUCCAACUCCACCCUGACUGACCUCAGCCUCCACCCAGGCAUGCUGCUGCGGCUGGCGGGGAACCCCUGGCGGUGUGACUGCAACAUGGAGGAUCUGCUGGCCUGGCUGAAGCAAGGGGACCAGGUACAGGAUCUGCAGAACCUGACUUGCUCUGACCCGGAGGAGCUGAAGAGCCAGCCCCUGGUGCUGCUGGAGCAAGCCCAGCUGGAGUGCUCCUACUCGGGGGACAUGAAGGGCGUGCUGGAGACCUCGUACGUGUUCCUGGGAAUGGUCCUGGCCCUCAUCGGGGUCAUCUUCCUGCUGGUGCUCUACCUCAACAGGAAGGGCAUCAAGCGCUGGAUGUAUAACAUCCGGGACGCCUGUCGGGACCACAUGGAGGGCUACCACUACAGGUACGAGAUCAACACUGACCCCCGACUGGCCAACCUCAGCAUCAACUCUGACGUCUGAGGACAGACCUGGGGACGGGCACCUACCCCAGCAAUGACGGCACGCCAUGACCCUGCAUGGGUUACAUCUGCAUGAGUUCCCCCUCCGGUUCCAUACAUCUCCAGUCUUCCUUUUCAACCUCCAUGGUGGCGACUCUACACACUUGACUAUCCUCCAUGACUGUUUUGCGUCCGGCCCACCCCUGAGCCCUCACUCUCAGCCCCAGAGCCUCAGCCCCAACCCCAAAGCCCCAGACCUCCAAGCCCAAAAACCUCUGCCUGUUGUGCAUGCUCCAUUCUGGCUGCAGAGCUAUGUUGCCUGAUAAUAGCCUGAUAAUUUGUCCCUCACCCUGCAGUGUAGCAUGGCAUGGACUAGCAGUCAUUACACAGGGCUACCAGGAACGAAACUGCAACAAGGGACUCGUUUUCCAAGUCAAAUAGUUUGGAAUUUUCUCAGACUCUUCUGUUGAGACACCCAGGCCACCGAUGGCCUUUUAAAAGAAAACCUGACAAUAGUGUUGCUUUGCUUCAGAACCUGGUUAUUUUAUGAGGUACAACUUAUAAUUAUUGUAGUGCACAUAUUUAUUAGUAUUACACCUAUGUGGACAUUCGUAAUUAUUAUAUUUUUUCCAUAAAUGUGUCGAGCUGAAUAAAAUGUCUUUAUUAGCCGAU